AUGGUGUGCUCGUACUCCAGCCGUAUCCUCACCGGCUUGACGCUCACCAAUAACCAAGAGGCAGUAGAUGAUAAAGGUACAAGAGCUCUCUGUGUUAGCCAGGGUGACGCCUCAGGACGAGUGUUUAGAAAGGGGAAUAAUUCAUGUGUGUUUGUGUAUGGGUUCGUGUUUGUGUAUGGGUUCGUGUUUGUGUAUGGGUUCGUGUUUGUGUAUGGGUUCGUGUUUGUGUAUGUCGUGUUUGUGUAUGGGUUCGUGUUUGUGUAUGGGUUCGUGUUUGUGUUUGGGUUCGUGUUUGUGUAUGGGUUCGUGUUUGUGUAUGGAUUCGUGUUUGUGUAUGGGUUCGUGUUUGUGUAUGGGUUGUUUGUGUAUGGGUUCGUGUUUGUGUAUGGAUUCGUGUUUGUGUGUAUGGGUUCGUGUUUGUAUGGGUUCGUGUUUGUGUAUGGGUUCGUGUUUGUAUGGGUUCGUGUUUGUAUGGGUUCGUAUUUGUGUAUGGGUUCGUGUUUGUAUGGGUUCGUAUUUGUGUAUGGGUUCGUGUUUGUGUAUGGGUUCGUAUUUGUGUAUGGGUUCGUAUUUGUAUGGGUUCGUGUUUGUGUAUGGGUUCAUGUUGUGUAUGGAUUCGUGUUUGUUUAUGGGUUCGUGUUUGUGUAUGGGUUUCGUGUUUGUGUAUGGUUCGUGUUUGUGUAUGGGUUCGUGUUUGUAUAUGGGUUCGUGUUUGUGUAUGGGUUCGUGUUUGUGUAUGGGUUCGUGUUUGUGUAUGGGUUCGUGUUUGUGUAUGGGUUCGUGUUGUAUAUGGGUUCGUGUUUGUGUAUGGGUUCAUUUGUGUAUGGGUUCGUAUUUGUGUAUGGGUUCGUGUUUGUAUAUGGGUUCGUGUUUGUGUAUGGGUUCGUGUUUGUGUAUGGGUUCGUGUUUUAUAUGGGUUCAUGGUUCGUGUUUGUGUAUGGGUUCGUGUUUGUGUAUGGGUUCGUGUUUGUGUAUGGGUUCGUGUUUGUGUAUGGGUUCGUGUUUGUGUAUGGGUUUGGGAUUAGGUAUUCCCUAAAGGCUAAGGCCAUGUUAUAUUUUGGUUCUGGGUCCCUGGGAGUACGGUCGAUGACAUUACGGUCAGGAGCUGUGGGCGAGAACAAGACAAGUGACCUUUAUUAG
Molecule: messenger RNA, 1140 nt
Organism: Homarus americanus (American lobster)
Lineage: Eukaryota; Metazoa; Arthropoda; Malacostraca; Decapoda; Nephropidae
Product: cytochrome c oxidase subunit 3-like
Exons: 5
Coding region: 1-1140 (379 amino acids)
Source: RefSeq, a predicted model, not a curated record